Molecule: messenger RNA, 1668 nt
Organism: Morchella importuna
Lineage: Eukaryota; Fungi; Ascomycota; Pezizomycetes; Pezizales; Morchellaceae
Exons: 3
Coding region: 1-1668 (555 amino acids)
Biological process (GO): maturation of SSU-rRNA from tricistronic rRNA transcript (SSU-rRNA, 5.8S rRNA, LSU-rRNA)
Cellular component (GO): small-subunit processome; nucleolus; 90S preribosome
Molecular function (GO): protein binding
Source: RefSeq, a predicted model, not a curated record
AUGUCGACUCAACAACUUGCAGAGACCAGUGCGCCUGCACAGACAAAUAAGGCUUUGGCCGCGCCUACCUCAAAAUCGAAACGAUCAAACUCUAAAAAUGACAACGGCCGCACACCAGAGGAACUCCAGGCGGCGCUCGCGGAAUAUGGUCGCGGCGACCAAAUUGCCGUCAAAAACAUUAAGGAUAAGAAACUCCGGGGAAAUUUGAAAAAACUUGAAUAUCGAUACAAGGCCGCUGCAACAAAUGCCAAAGAUGCGGAGAUGUUGAUGGAGGAGCAGCAGGGAUAUGUAGAGGCCGAGGGAAUGGAGAGGACCUACAAGUUUUCUCAGAAAGAUUUGGUACAGGCAGUAGAUGUAUCUACUGCUCAAAAGGGCUUUGAUUUGAAACUCCCGCUAUUCGGACCAUACGCCAUGGAUUACACUCGAAACGGGCGGUAUUUGCUUCUUGGAGGGCUGAAGGGACAUGUCGCCGCCUUUGACUGGCGAGAGGGCAAGAUAGGCACAGAGCUACAGCUUAAGGAGACAGUGCGGGACGUCAAAUGGCUCCACAACGAACAAUUCUUUGCCGUCGCUCAAAAGAAAUAUACCUACAUCUAUGAUCAUGCUGGUGUUGAAAUACAUUGCCUCAAAUCCCAUGUUGAAGUCACGAACAUGGAGUUCCUUCCGUAUCAUUUUAUCCUAGCAACGGUCGGUAUGAGUGGGUGGUUGAAAUAUCAAGACACCACAACGGGUGCCCUCAUCGCGGAAUUCAGGACUAGACUUGGAGCACCCUCCAGUAUGGCCAUGAAUCAACGAAACGCCAUCAUUAAUAUUGGUCACGCAAAUGGAUCCGUUACUCUUUGGUCACCUAAUAUGAACACCCCGCUGGUCAAGAUGCUCACAAACCGAGGCCCAGUCCGUGCUCUUGCGAUAGACAGGGGUGGCCACUACAUGGUCACUGCUGGUGCUGAUGCCCGAAUGAAUAUCUUCGAUAUCCGAACGUAUAAAGAGGUACAUUCCUACUUUACACCCACCCCUGCGUCUUCGCUGCACAUCUCCGAGACUGGACUGCUCGGCGUAGGCUGGGGCCCCCAUGUAACUGUAUGGAAAGAUGCUCUCAAAAUUAAACAAAACAGCCCAUACCUUACGCAUCUUCAAGAAGGUUCUGCGAUCAACCGGGUUCGUUUCUGUCCUUUCGACGAUGUACUGGGUGUUGGUCACGCAGACGGAUUCUCGUCGCUCAUUGUACCUGGAUCUGGCGAACCUAAUUUCGAUUCUUUGGAAAUUAAUCCUUACGAGACGAAGAAACAAAGACAAGAGGGAGAAAUCAAGGCCUUAUUGAAUAAAUUGAAGCCAGAGAUGAUCUCGCUUGAUCCGGACUUUAUAGGAAGGAUUGACAAUGCGAGUCACGAUGUCAGAAAGAAAGAACACGAGGAGAACGUGAAGGGGGGUAGUGCUGCAGAUAAAAAGAUGGGGGUAGAAGGGAAACGAAAACAACGUGGCAAGAACUCUGCUCUUCGCCGGUAUCUCCGCAAGAAGGGAGAGAAGAACAUAAUCGAUGAAAAGAGAUUGAAAUUCGAAGAGAUGAGAAAAGAGCGUGAGAAGAGGCAACAAGGAUUGCCUUCGACGUCGAAGGCAGAAGAGCUUGGGCCAGCAUUGUCAAGAUUUUUGCAACCAGGUGCCAAGUGA